AGGAAGCGUUGAUAUGGGAAUGACGAGGGGGGUUCAAAAAUAACGUGUGGAGAUUAUAGCCAAGAUGUCAUGUGGUGGUGUGGUAUAUUAUACUGCAUCAGAUGUAUUAGGCUAGUUUUCUGGAUUUGUUUUGAUGGCUGAUGUCUCGAUUAAAGCGUAUUUGGUCAUAUCUGAGAACGUGUGAUGGCCCUUCAAACCUGCUACCGCCGAUACUCUCUCCUGCUUUUGAGGCUGGGAAACUGGGGUAAAGGACAGACAUUCUCAUCAUGUAGACCUGGAAAGCUGUUAACAUUUGAAGAGGUUGGGGAACUGCAUCGUAAGCAGGCAAAGCAAAGCCUACUGGUGCAGGUUCAAUCUGUGAAUUCAGCUGUUCCACUGGAAUCUUACUUGGAACAAUAUGGAACAAUCAUCAAGAUGUUUCACUUCAAGACAAACAAAAAGAACUUUCUGUUUGUGGAGCUGUCGUCGCGUGCGGAGGCGGAGGCGGUGUUGGCGCGCGCCCACCACCUGGACCCGGACUCCGUGGUGCCGGUCACCUCGCCGUUGCUCUGGCUGCGCGCCGACGGCUCACCGUCGGGCCGCGGCGGACCGGACGGCCCGCCGCCGCCGCCCCGUGUCAUCCAGGAGGUGGCGCGCACCAACGCCGAGCUCGCCAGGCAGAUCACUGAGUGUCCCACGCUGGACGCGCAGCUGCUGCGCCACUACGAGCUGACGCGACUCACCGAGCUGGGUGCGCGGCUGCGCUACUUUACCUGCGAGCUGCUGGAGCGUGGCCUGGCCGGCCUGUUCCCGCACGCGCGCGUUCGUCCGUUCGGCUCGUCCGCCAACGGGUUCGGCCGGUACGGCUGUGACGUGGACAUGGUGCUGGAGCUGGAGCAGCCGCGGCCAGCGGAGGCGGCGGACCGGCUGGCGUUCCAAGCGAUGGCGACCAAGUCCGACAGCCACGUGCAGAGGCACCGCUACCUGUCCGUCAUCAGCGAUCUGAUGGCCAACCUAAUGCCUGGCUGUGAGCAGGUGCGGAGAAUCCUGAGGGCAAAAGUCCCGAUCAUCAAGUUUACUCAGUCGUUAACUGGCGUCGACUGUGACCUGUGUAUGAAGAGGAGCGGUCUGCACAUGGCGGAGCUGCUGUACAUAUGGGAUCAGCUGGACGGGCGCGUGGCGCCGCUGGUGCGCGCCGUCCGACACUGGGCUGAGAAGGUGCGUCUUACCAACGCCAUAUCGGGAUCGUCUGGGGCGGGUCGCUGGAUCUCCAACUUCGGCGUCACCCUGCUGGUUAUCUACUUCCUGCAGACUCGGCCCGUGCCCAUCCUGCCUUCUGUCAACGAGCUGAUGCGGCGUGCCAGGCCGUGUGACGCGGUGGAGGUGGACGGCACGGUGUACUCGUUCCUGCGCGAUCCGAAUCUUCUGCCGCCGACAACCAACACGGAGACGCUGUCGCAGCUGCUGGCCGGCUUCUUCGCCUUCUACGCCGAGCAGGACGUGGAGACGCGCGCGUUGUCGGUUGUGAGCGCCGGCGACUUCCCGCGGCCGGCAGACAGUCAGCUGUACGUGCAGAACCCGCUCGACCACGAGCUGAACGUCACCAAAAACGUGUCGGCCAAGGAGAGCCGGCGGCUGGGUGUCGAGGCGCUGCAGGCGGUGCGCCUGCUCGAGGAGGGUCGCUGGUGGCCGCUGUUACUGGGCGGCGCCGACGCCGGCCAGCUCGGCCAGGCGCUCUGCGCGCCGUUCUCGCUCCGCGCUCUGUUCGACGACGCAGAGACGGAGCAGCAGCAAGGCGCCGCCCAGGAGUCGCGGCGAGGCGGUGCCAAGACAGAGCCGCGGCGGGCAGCUGUUGAAACGGAGCAGCAACCAGCAACUGCCGACACGAAGGCACACCGGAACGCAGCGAAGGCGGCCGAGCCAGCUGCGCGGCCGGCUGCAGAGAAGGCGCUACGGCGGGCUCCGUCGCAGGCGGCCGGGUCGGUGGCGCGGCAGACCUCGGUCGCUGCGACCUCAGCGCCGCCGAAGGAGCGAAGAGGAGCGCCUCUCCCGACGAAGGAGCGACCGAGCGACAGUCUGGACCUGGCCGGUCUGUUCCUCAGCGCGCACCGUGGUGGUGACGCGGUGGCCGACCAGCACCACGGACUCAAUGGAUCGGGCUCCAUCCAGCUCCGUGUUGACAGAGCACCGGGCAGCGAGACUGCACAUGACCAGACGACAGCGCCCAAGUCGAAAAGCAAAGGCAAGAAAAAGCGCCGGACGGCUGGAUCAUAGCGAGUGUAGCAGGACUGGCGUGAAUGGCAUGCCGCAACUUGCCACUUGCGGCAGACAGUAAUGUGAUGAGCUGAGGAUUAAUACAGCUCCUUUAUGAGAUGCUGCCGCAUGACCGUUUGCGGCCGACGCGCCCUAAAAUUCCGUUAACAGAUGCUGGCUACGGAAAUGGCAUCAACCAAAGCGGUACGUGUCAUGGCUGUAUGCAUAACCUGGCGCUCGCUGCGUAUUUCGGAUGAAACACUAGCAGCAUCGAUGUCAUGAACGAAUUCAGACAGUGGUGAGCUAUCCGCAAUAAAUGUAUGA
This is a messenger RNA of Pollicipes pollicipes, 2556 nucleotides long. Its product is annotated as poly(A) RNA polymerase, mitochondrial. NCBI's taxonomy places the organism in Eukaryota, Metazoa, Arthropoda, Thecostraca, Pollicipedomorpha, Pollicipedidae. The transcript is spliced from 9 exons. Gene Ontology annotation, biological process: RNA 3'-end processing. Bases 184 to 2253 code for a protein of 689 amino acids. The record is from RefSeq and is a predicted model, not a curated record. Gene Ontology annotation, molecular function: poly(A) RNA polymerase activity.